UCAAGGGCAACUAGGGAUGGAGUGAAUGUUUGUGGAUGUGGUGCCAAUCAAGCAGCCUGCUUUUGACUUGGGCAGUGUCAAGCUUUAAGCUUCACUAUGAGGAGCUAGGUACCAAAUUAAGAAGCAGAACCUCAAAGCACCAGCCUCACGAAGAGAUUCCAGCCAAGAAACUCCGACUGACGAAACCCAGCAAAUCGGCUGCCCUCCAUGUCGACCUGUGCAAAUCCACAAAUCCCACAGAAGCCCUGCAGUAUCUGCUGCAGUUUGCAAAGAAGCCUGUGGAGGCAGAGAGUGUGGAGGGAGUUGUUCGCAUCCUCCUAGAUCAUUAUUAUAAGGAGAACGAGAGCUCGGUCAGAUUGAAGAUUGCCUCUUUGAUUGGGUUGUUGUCGAAAACUUCAGGCUUUGCAGCUGACUGCAUCAUAGAUGAUGUCAUCAUCGCCCUUAACAAUGAAAAGUCUCACCACGUCCUUGCCCAGUUACUGGAUACUAUUUUGGUGAUUGGCAUUCAGCUCCAGGACAAUCUGCCUCUCAGCUUCCGUUUGGUGGAGAUUGGAUGUAAGCACUUGGUGGAUACAUCCCACAUGGUGCGCAAUAAAUGUUUGCAGCUGAUUGGUUGCCUGGGCUCCCUGGAUAAAGCAGCGAUGAAGGAGCUGGAAAGCCUUGCUGCCAGAGAUGUGCAGAAAAUCAUCAGUGACUCUUUCACCGACCAGGAUCCUCGUGUUCGAACAGCUGCGAUGAAAGCCAUGUUGCAGUUGCAUGAACGGGGAAUGAAGCUGCAGCAGAUCAUCUACUCCCAGGCUUGCAAGGCAUUGUCGGACGACUAUGAACAAGUGCGCUCUGUGGCCGUGCAGCUGGUGUGGGUCCUCAGCCAGCUCUACCCCGACAGUAUAGUUCCCAUUCCGUCGUCCAAUGAGGAAAUUCGCCUGGUCGAUGAUGCUUUCGGGAAGGUUUGUCACAUGGUGAAUGACGGAUCCUGGUUAGUGAGAGUGCAAGCAGCCAAGCUGUUGGGAUCCAUGCGCCAAGUCAGUGUACAGUUUCUGGAGCAGACCCUUGAUAAGAAAUUAAUGUCUGAUCUGAAGAGAAAGCGCAGUGCCCACGAGCGAGCCAAGGAACUGUACACAUCGGGCGAGUUCUCCAGCGGCCGUAAGUGGGGAGACGAUGCCCCCAAGGAAGCGGUGAACACCUACACGGUCAACCUGAUCAACUCCGGGGCCUGCGGAGCCUUCGUUCAUGGGCUGGAGGAUGAGAUGUACGAGGUCCGUAAUGCAGCCGUGGAAUCACUCUGUAUGUUGGCUCAGGCCUCUGCCUCUUUCGCUGAGAAGUGUCUGGAUUUUUUGGUGGACAUGUUCAACGAUGAAAUUGAGGAGGUGCGGCUGGGGUCGAUACACGCUCUGCGCAAAAUCUCCUGUCACAUCCGACUGCGUGAGGAUCAGCUGGACACUGUGCUGGCAGUGCUGGAGGACUCUUCCCGUGACAUCCGAGAAGCCUUGCACGAGUUGCUGUGUUACACAAACGUGUCGACGAAGGAUGGUAUCCACUUGGCUCUGGUCGAGCUUCUGAAGAAUCUGGCAAAGUAUCCGACCGAUCGGAAUUCCAUCUGGAAAUGUCUCAAGUACCUUGGAAGCAGGCACCCCACUCUGGUGUUGCCGUUGGUCCCAGAGUUGCUCAGCACACACCCAUACUUUGACACACCAGAACCAGACAUGGACGACCCAGCUUACAUCGCAGUGCUGGUGCUGGUAUUUAAUGCUGCCAAGACCUGUCCUACUAUGUCAGCACUCUUCUCUGAUCACACAUUCCGACACUAUGCUUACCUACGUGACAGCCUCUCCCACCUGGUGCCACCAUUGCAGUUGCCAGGCAGGAAGAUGGUGACUGUCUCAGAUUCUACCAACCUUGCAUUAAGUGAAGACUCGUCCCGGCAGUUUGUGCAGCAAAGCCUUGACCGAGUUCAGAGUAUCCAACAUCUAGAUGCCCAAGGAGCUCAGGAUCUUCUGAAGUUAACAAUUCGUGACCUGCAGAGACUGGGAGAGCUACAGCCAGAGCUGGCAGGAAUAGCAGAGUUUUCUGCCACAUAUUUGGAGUGCCAGCUCCUCCUUAUGAAGUCUCUUCAGGAGAAGCUGUGGAACGUGGCUGCCCCACUCUAUCUCAAACAGAACGCCAUGGCCGCUGCUGCAGCUAAGAAGAUUCUGGAGCACACGUACAAGCUGGAGUUCCUGUACAGUGGCCUGGAGAGUAGACACAUCGCAAUCAUUCACCACAUGCGGCUGCAGGCUAAAGCGCUGCAGCUCAUUCUGACUGCUCGCACUACGAGAGGGAUGGAAACCCUGAUAAACAUGUGUGAGAAGUUUUUGCAGGAGAUUGAAACCUUUCCCAGAUAUUUUGCGUCAGAACUCCAGUACUUGCAGGAUAGCUUUGUUGAGAAGCUGCUGGAAGUUAUGCCAAGACUCGUGGCCUGCAAGCCAGCGGAGAUGGUGAAGAUCCUUCAGACCACUCUACGGCACAGCAACUUCCUCCUCCUAGAACUCCCAGAGCAGGUGCACCAGGCCUCUGCAACUAUCAUUGAGCCAACUGGAGAGUCUGACAAUCCCCUGAGGUUCACAUCUGGCCUGGUGGUAGCCCUGGAUGUCGAUGCCACCUUAGAACACGUCCAGGAUCCCCAGAACACUGUUAAGGUGCAGAUCGUGUAUCCCGAUGGGCAGGCCCAUGUAAUCCACCCCAGGCCGGCUGAUUUUCGGAAUCCUGGGCCUGGAAGACACAGAUUGAUUACACAAGUCUAUCUCUCGCACACCGCCUGGACAGAACCUUGUCAGAUAGAGGUGCGAUUGCUGCUGGCCUACAGUUCGAGUAGGAGCAGGACGUCCAGUUUGAGUCCGGCCUGCAGAGCAGCCUGGAAUGAUAGCAUGGAUGGUUUACCGCAGACGGAUAAUGUCAUUGAGGGCACCAUUAAUCUCAGCAAACACGUCAAGGUCUACCUCAUGCCCAAGACGGCCAGGCGUUGAGGAUCAGUGGUGCUGGGGAGAAGCAAGAGGGGAAAAAAAAAAAGGACUCAACCGAGCUAGAGAAAGCAGCUAAAAGACGAGAGUUUCGCAGUAUGUGAACCAGUCGACGGGAGCAACUUCCCAGCCGUGACUUCACACAUUGCGGCGUGCAGAGAUUGUAGACCAUGAGAGCAACCUCGGAUGUUACUCAUGAGUACUGAGAAGUCCGCCUCACCUAACUGGCAACAGGAAUGUCGAAACCAAACGAGGUCAACAAACCCUUAGACAAUUCUGGUGCUGCCUUUCAAAUAUUUCUCAGCUCCAUGCUGUUCCAAAUCCUGAACUGUCCUGGCAAAGGUGAGAGACUGACCAUUAAUGAGGAACUGUGUACAUUUUUGGAAACGAGUAUUUUUGGAACAACUGACUUUUUUUUCCUUUUAUUGAAGGUUUGAUAUGAACGUUUUAA
Molecule: messenger RNA, 3447 nt
Organism: Carcharodon carcharias (great white shark)
Lineage: Eukaryota; Metazoa; Chordata; Chondrichthyes; Lamniformes; Lamnidae
Gene: ints4
Product: integrator complex subunit 4
Exons: 23
Coding region: 36-3002 (988 amino acids)
Biological process (GO): snRNA processing
Cellular component (GO): integrator complex
Source: RefSeq, a predicted model, not a curated record